Ceratotherium simum simum (southern white rhinoceros) is the source of this 811-nucleotide messenger RNA. NCBI's taxonomy places the organism in Eukaryota, Metazoa, Chordata, Mammalia, Perissodactyla, Rhinocerotidae. The record is from RefSeq and is a predicted model, not a curated record.
CCGGAUUGCUUGGAAAUAGUUCUGCGUGGACUCUGGGUGUGGUGGGUGCGGGGCUGAUGAGUGAGGAGGCCCCUGUUUGCUCUCCUUUGGUGUGGUUCUUCUCACCUCAUGGGCAUCUCUUUGUCUGUCCUCCGCAGGUCUGGACUCUGGCUGAGAUCCCAGAGGACCCUGUCGUCCCUGCUGUCUCUCUGUUAGAGCUGCAGUUGUAUGGACUCGCCCUCCAUGACAGGCGCCCUGUCCCUGUUGAGGCACAGUCACAUUUCCCAGUGCAGGUUUGGAGAGAUGCUGCCUUUGGAGAAGGCGUUUGCCGCCCCCAGGAACUCCGCAGCUCCCCCAGCACCGCCCACGCCACGGUCGGCGGCCGGGGACCAGCAGGAGGAGACCAUCUCCAGGAGGGGCCCUGCUGACCUCGAGUUUUCCCGCCUGCACUUCCGGAGCUUUGUCUACCAGGAGGCAGCUGGGUCCCACCAGGCCCUGGCUUAGCUCUAUGAGCUGUGCUGCCAGUGGCUGCGGCCCAAGGUGCGCUCCAACGAGCAGAUGCUGGAGCUGCUGGUGCUGGAGCAGUUCCUGGGUGCCCUGCCCAACCAAGUCCAGCCCUGGGUGGUGGCGCAGCAUCCCGAGAGCUGCAACAAGGUGGCAUCCCUGGUGGAGGACCUCACCAAGGCCCUAGAGGAGCCAGGGUAUCAGCUUGCCCAGGCUGAUGCUGCCUGCAGGCUGGAGACAGGAACUUCGGUUGGUUGCCAGAGAACUGCCAGAAGGCAGCUUCUCAGGUGAGCUUGGGUCCGAGAGUGAUGGUUGGGGGCCGGGGUGG